AUGGAAAAUAUUGAGAAAAGGGUUCGCCAUGCACAAACUGCCAGCACGAGUCAGCUAUCUGCGAGGUUUUACCCCGGAAAAAGCACAAACACCGAUGGCAUCUUACCUGACGAUAGUGCCUGCUCGUAUAUUGGGGAUACUCGUGGCCCAAGGCAGUCCGUAUAUGAAUUAUGCCACCCGGGCGUUCCGCAAGAAGCCUAUCAAUCACCUUCUAGCAUCGCACCGCAUAGCGUCUCGGGGACACAAACAACGCUUCAGCCGCACGAGGUCGAGUAUAUUCACAAAGAAGGCGGGUUCUCGCCACUGCCGACCGAUGUCUGUGAUGAACUUAUUCGUUGUUAUUUCCAUCACGUCCACUUCUUCCUACCCGUUAUUGAAGCCUCCGCAUUUAUACAAGAAUACAUGAAUAAUGGGAGCCAAAAGAUCAACCAAUUGUUAUUUUGGAGUAUGCUCCUUGCAGCAACCAAUUUCGUUGAUGCAAAUAUCCUCCAACGAGCCGGAUUCGCCUCACGAAAGGCGAUGAAAAAGGCCAUGUAUAAGAGAGCCAAGGCCUUCUAUGAUGUCGAUCGGAGCGCAGAUAAAUUGGUGCUCAUUCAAUCAGUCCUUUUGAUGAGCUUCUGGUAUACAGACGCCCAGGAUCAUACGGGCGCAUCGCACUGGAUUGGGAUUGCAAUUACCCUUGCCCAAGGAAUUGGUCUUCAUCGUAAUCCCAACUCUCAAGUGAGAGGCAAUAGUCAAAUAGCAUCUGAAGAAAGACAACGCCUCGCCCGGCGUCUCUGGUGGACUUGUGUAGUUCGCGAUCGGUGGGUAUCUCUUGCUAAGGGAAGGCCUAUGCGAAUACACGAUGAAGACUGUGAUGCACCCUUUCCGUGGUCAGAUGAUGUCUCUCACGAACUUCAGCUCUUGUCCGCUGAGACGCGACAAAGAUUCAUCCCACCAGACGUACACUAUCUUGCUGGGAUGUGGGUGCAGCUUGUGAAGACUAGCUCAGUGCUUGGUCGAAUACUGAGAGCGCAUUAUCGGUUAAAAGCUCCUCCGCCGAGGACUCAAGAAGUUGAUGAGUUGGUUGCGGAGUUACUUGAGUGUCAGCCGAGUCCUCCAACAGCGAUGUACGAUGUCAGUGAAAUCGCUCGUGUUCACGAAUAUCAUCUUCAAAUAUUUUAUCAAGCGAGCGUAACUGUGCUAUAUCGACCUUACGUAUUGAAUGCGCCUGCAUCGUUUCCUGAACAAUCCACACCCGCAUGGCAGAAAAGUGCCCAGAAUCGUGCGCGAGAGGCUGCUUCUGCUACUAACAGCACUCUUGAGAAGAUAAUCGAGCUAGAUGUCGUCAAGUCAAUCAAGCCUAUGUUCAUCACAUCAUUGAUACCUGCUAUGCAAAUACACCUUUUCGACUGCAAAUCCGAUAGCCAGCUUCAAGCUCAUCUUGCGAAGAACAGACUGAAUCUCUGCCUCCUGUUUCUGGACAACUUACGUGAUACAUACUGGAGCGCUGGGGUGAUGUAUCGACUGUUUGAUCGUGCGCAAACUAUUCUCACCAGUCGCAAUACAACAAAUCAUCAGAUGAUUUCACAGAAGACAGGUCUUAAUUCAAAUACGCCUCGUCAUCCAAAUGAUCCUGGAAAUAACACUAUUGUUGCGACUGAAGUUAUACCACCCAGUAUUGCGGACUUCACUCCUAAUAGCACUACAUCAGGCGUGCCUCCGGAAUCAUUUUCAGGUGACCUUGAAACUAAUGCAUAUUCUCUGGACUUUGCUGCCCUCGAACAACUCCUCAGCCCUGGCUUUGCAUUAUCAGACGGGCACUCCCAAGGUCUGUUCGCAGAAUAUAUGGGUAAUGUGAUGGGAGAAGAGGUUCCGAUGAGUUUGUAUGGUGUCUAA
Molecule: messenger RNA, 1878 nt
Organism: Penicillium malachiteum
Lineage: Eukaryota; Fungi; Ascomycota; Eurotiomycetes; Eurotiales; Aspergillaceae
Product: fungal specific transcription factor domain-containing protein
Exons: 8
Coding region: 1-1878 (625 amino acids)
Biological process (GO): DNA-templated transcription
Molecular function (GO): DNA binding; zinc ion binding
Source: RefSeq, a predicted model, not a curated record